Molecule: messenger RNA, 2054 nt
Organism: Boeremia exigua
Lineage: Eukaryota; Fungi; Ascomycota; Dothideomycetes; Pleosporales; Didymellaceae
Product: heterokaryon incompatibility protein-domain-containing protein
Exons: 2
Coding region: 24-2054 (676 amino acids)
Source: RefSeq, a predicted model, not a curated record
GUUCACUUAUCUUGGUUUUCACAAUGACCCUCUGCCAGCUCUGCAACUCCAUCUCGUUGACAAAAAUGCGUGGGCCGAAUCUCGACCAAAUGCAGCCCCACCAGCCUAGCUAUCUUGCGUUGAAAAGGUCUGCUGAUGCAGGCUGUCAGCUCUGUGGCUUCUUCUGGAGCGCUCUUGAGCAGGGCUCUGGCAAAGACAGACAACGGAGCUUUCUUCGUGCAGCUCUAGCCCAAGUUUGUGAACAAUAUCCAGGCCGUCAGCUUUCACUUGCAGCCUGGGGCGGAAGCCAGGCCAGCCUCGACAGGAUUUACAUCGUUACCACGGGUGAGGUACCUGAGGUCGAUGACGAAACUGCGCCCUCAGAUCCGACCAUGCAUCCUGAUCAUCAACACGCGGCUUACGGUGUAGUUGACUUGUAUGCUGAAGCAGAUGAUGCUGCAGCAUACCACGGAGGAGUUACUGGUAGGCCAUUGCCACUCUCAGCCGGCUCUGAUGUCGACUUCGAGCAGGCGCGAAUGUGGACGCAGGAUUGUCUGAACAAUCAUGCCGCUUGUCCAAAACCGAGCGUGGAGACACCACUGCCAACCCGAGUCAUUGAAGUUUGCGCGCCCAACGAGCCCAUUGAGCUACGUUUGCUAGAAUCUCAUGGGAUGAAAGGCUCUUACAUUGCCCUUAGCCAUUGUUGGGGUGGCCAGGUUCCCUUGACUACCACAACUGCAACACUGGAGGACCGAACUCGAUCCAUUCCGUUCGAACGCCUCCCCAAAACAUUCCAAGAGGCGGUGAUUGUGGUACGGAGACUUGGUGUGAGGUAUCUAUGGAUAGAUAGCCUUUGUAUCCUCCAAGAUUGCCGAGUCGACUGGGAGAAAGAAUCCGCAGUCAUGGGGAAUAUAUAUGCUUCCGGCUUCGUCACUAUUGCUGCACGAGGAAGUGUAAAUUCGGAAGGCGGGUUAUUUAUUCCACGAGAAGUAGAACCACCUCCCUGUCGACUACCCUAUGAAUGUACGCAGCAUUCAAUCUCAGGUUCUAUGUAUAUUCGGUCUCCUGUCUUCCAACACGAGAGGCUGCGCGACGCGCCACUAGACACACGGGCUUGGACCUUCCAAGAGCGCUUGUUGUCGCCCCGAAUCAUUUAUUUUGGGCGGCAUCAGCUGUAUUGGGAGUGUGCCGAAAGUACCAUCCGCCAGGAUGGCAGGGCUCCUGAUGUUGCGACGGAUGACCUAAGGUCCGGUCGCGGCUUCAAACAAGACUUAGAUAUCAACAGUCCUUUGCCGUACACUACAAGCACUGUGUUUUUGCGGGACUACCAGGAAUCUUCCAGUGUCCGUCGGUUUGAGAGAAGAGUUAGAUUGCUUCGAUGGUACACCAUUGUUGAGGAAUAUUCUUUGCGCAACCUAACCUAUCAAUCUGACAAACUGCCUGCUCUGUCCGGUAUCGCGAAGAUGUUCGAGAAGAGGACGGGAUAUACUUAUCUGGCUGGACUAUGGAAGGAAGACCUCAUCGUCGGUAUCGCAUGGUACGCCUCACAGUCGAGCACAGAAGUCAUAUCUGAUACAUUGCCUUCGUGGACUUGGGCGCGCCUCAAGGGCGAGGUCGGAUUCUGGUGUUCAGGGAUAGGCCUACCCCUGAGAGAGCUGGAAGAGUCAUGCGAAAUGGUACACGUGAAGUAUACACUUGCCAGUACACACAAUUCCUACGGGGGUAUUGGGAACGCCGCGUUGGAAGUCCAAGGUCGAUUGAUAGAGGUGGUGUAUAGAUCGCCACAAUCACCACAGGACGAGUUCCCAACAACACUGUUUUCAGUCGCUGAGGUGCCAGUGGGACGAGUGAAAUUUGAUCUACAAUCUUCCGAAUCACACGAACGUUCCUUCUUUUGCCUCUUGAUACAUGGCGGGGAACAUUAUCCAGCGGCCCUUGCGCUGGAGUCAACAGGAAGCACCCUUCUGCCUUCUUAUAAGAGGAUUGGAUUUGUAACUUUCGAUCCAGAUUGGUGGGAGCUUCAAGGAAAAGCAGCAUUCAAAGCGAUACAACCUUGUACUGUCUUCAUUUUAUAG